UGCAGCCGGAAUUAGUGGGGCAGACCAGUGCUGGAUCGGCAUAGCAUGAGGGGACGCCAGAUUAAGGGGGACAGCCCGGGGUCCCGGGCCGCAGAAGCGGGGAGGGGCCAGCAGAGGAUCUGGGUGCUGUUUCCUCCCCAAGUUCCGCCCCAAGCGCGCCGGCCCCGCCCCCGCCGUUCCAGCUCCGGCCCGCCCCCCACCGCUCGCCCCCCGGGCCCGGCCUGGGCUUCCCCCGGGUGCUCCCUGCUCCCGGCCUGCGCCGGCGCGGCCUCCUCGCCGCCAGUGCCUGGGUCUGACAAGAUGUACCAGGUCCCACUGCCGCUGGACCGGGAUGGGACCCUGGUCCGGCUCCGCUUCACCCUGGUGGCCCUGGUCACGGUCUGCUGUCCACUUGUCGCCUUCCUCUUCUGCGUCCUCUGGUCCCUGCUCUUCCACUUCAAGGAGACUACGGCCACACACUGUGGGGUGCCCAAUUACCUGCCGUCAGUGAGCUCGGCCAUCGGCGGAGAGGUGCCCCAGCGCUACGUAUGGCGCUUCUGCAUUGGCCUACACUCAGCACCCCGCUUCUUGGUGGCCUUCGCCUACUGGAACCACUACCUCAGCUGUGCCUCCCCGUGUCCCGGCUACCGCCAGCUUUGCCGCCUCAAUUUCGGCCUCAACAUCGUGGAGAACCUUGCGCUGCUAGUGCUCACCUAUGUCUCCUCUUCCGAGGACUUCACCAUCCAUGAAAAUGCUUUCAUUGUGUUCAUCGCCUCAUCCCUCAGUCACAUGCUCCUCACCUGCAUUCUCUGGCGGCUGACCAAGAAGCACACAGUAAGUCAAGAGGAUCGCAAGUCCUACAACUGGAAACAGCGGCUCUUCAUCAUCAACUUCGUCUCCUUCUUCACGGCGCUGGCUGCGUACUUUCGGCACAACAUGUAUUGUGAGGCUGGAGUAUACACCAUUUUUGCCAUCCUGGAGUAUACUGUUGUCCUAACCAACAUGGCGUUCCACAUGACGGCCUGGUGGGACUUCGGGAACAAGGAGCUGCUCAUUACCACCCAGCCUGAGGAAAAACGGUUCUAAACCCUUCUCUCCUGCUGGGGAGGGGGCCCACUGCCCAGAAACUAGGAACAAGAUACCACUCUGGCCUUCCCUCACCCCCUGCGUCCUCUCUGAGCCCUACUGAAGCUGGGUUAGAGGGGAAGAAGGGACGAAGGGCACAGGACAAGGCUUUACCCAGCCCUACUGGCUUCUCCUUCCCCCCACCCCACGUGAAGGCACAGGCUCCUUCAAGCAGCACCACCCGUACCUGAGAAGCCCCAAGAAGCUGAGCUGGCAGGAGAGCUCCACCAUCUGGUGCUAAAAAAAGUCCUGAGGUUCAUAACCACCAUCUGCUUCUUGGCCUUUACAUAGCCACCUCUCGCUGAGGUCAGGGACCACUGAGCAGUGGCUGCUACCAGAAAACCACAGCCAUUUUUCCCCAUGGGGUCAUUCACUUGACUCAUGUGUCUAAUGAUCUACUCUGCACAUUUAGGCCUGUGACCACGGUCCCCUGCUGAGUUUGCCCAGGUGUCCCAGUCCUGACUUCACCUCUGAUUUGGUGUGUGACCUUCCCUAUCUGAGCCUCCUUGUGUCCGUGUGGAUGAUGGGGGUGAGGGGUAGGAGGCUAUAUGAUUUCCAAGGGCUCUGCCAGUCUGUGCUUCUCCCUGUGGAGGUGGUGUUCUGUACCCAAAGGAUACAGAAAAAGCACUGGCACAGCAUGUAUUUCCUUUCCCUUCUGGAAUCUCUGGUUUAGACUCUUCCUCCUUGGCAAAAGGUGCCAGGUAGAGGGGACAGAGGCACAGAUUCCUACCCCAAAACGGGCUCUCUGGUGUCCCCCGCAUCCUCCCUACUGCCUCAGGCCCUGUGCUCUUUUGGUUGUACAUCUUAUUUCAAAGGAAAAUAAAUUUUUUUUUUUUUUU
Molecule: messenger RNA, 1943 nt
Organism: Balaenoptera acutorostrata (minke whale)
Lineage: Eukaryota; Metazoa; Chordata; Mammalia; Artiodactyla; Balaenopteridae
Gene: PGAP2
Product: post-GPI attachment to proteins 2
Exons: 6
Coding region: 46-1065 (339 amino acids)
Biological process (GO): GPI anchor biosynthetic process
Cellular component (GO): endoplasmic reticulum membrane; Golgi membrane
Source: RefSeq, a predicted model, not a curated record